Messenger RNA from Juglans microcarpa x Juglans regia, 1654 nucleotides. RefSeq names its product splicing factor U2af small subunit B-like. Bases 142 to 1131 code for a protein of 329 amino acids. The record is from RefSeq and is a predicted model, not a curated record. The transcript has 4 exons. Gene Ontology annotation, biological process: mRNA splicing, via spliceosome. Gene Ontology annotation, cellular component: U2AF complex; spliceosomal complex. Gene Ontology annotation, molecular function: metal ion binding; pre-mRNA 3'-splice site binding. Lineage: Eukaryota; Viridiplantae; Streptophyta; Magnoliopsida; Fagales; Juglandaceae.
CGAUCGAUGGAUCGACUAGAAUUGACUCGUUGAGGGAAACGGGGAGAGAUAGAGAGAGGGACGAAAGCUGAAUCGAAGAGUUCUUUUCGUUUUGGUAUUUCUUUGUUUCAAGUCGGAAGAAAAUCAAUCAGAGCAGGGAGGAUGGCGGAACACUUGGCUUCGAUAUUCGGGACUGAGAAGGACAGGGUGAAUUGCCCCUUCUACUUCAAGAUCGGGGCUUGCAGGCACGGCGACCGGUGCUCCAGGCUCCACACCAAGCCAACCAUCAGCCCCACCCUCUGCCUCUCCAACAUGUACCAGCGCCCCGACAUGCUCACCAACCCUGCCCCACAGGCUCAGCCCAACCCCAACCUCGAUCCUGCUCACAUCCAAGAACACUUCGAUGAUUUCUACCAGGACCUGUUUGACGAGCUCUCCAAGUACGGCCACAUCGAGAGCUUGAACAUCUGCGACAAUUUGGCCGAUCACAUGGUGGGCAAUGUGUACGUUCAGUUUAGAGAGGAAGAAGAUGCCGCCAACGCACUUCGGAAUUUGACCGGAAGGUUUUACUCAGGGCGCCCCAUUAUUGUGGACUUCUCUCCGGUCACAGAUUUUCGUGAAGCUACAUGUAGACAGUAUGAGGAAAAUGUUUGCAAUCGGGGGGGCUACUGCAAUUUCAUGCAUCUGAAGAAAAUUAGCAAGGAUUUGAGGAGGAAAUUGUUUGGGAGAAACAGACGACGGCGUAGCCGCAGUCGAAGCAGGAGUCGCAGUCCUGCUAGGUACCGUGGUUAUGAGGAACAUCCUCGUGGCGGUCGUGGUUUUGGUAGAGGUGGCGGUCGUGGUUAUGGUAGAAGAGACGAGGACAGAGAUUUCCGCUACCAUGAUAGGGGCAGGAGGCCUAGAAGCCGCAGUCCUGGACGUAGAGGGGAACGGAGUAGAAGCCCUGGGGGAAGGAGGAAUAGGAGUCCGGUCAGGGAAAGUAGUGCUGAAAGAAGAGCUAAGAUUGAGCAGUGGAAUAGGGAAAGGGAACAGGUGGACUCUGGUCCGAAGAACAAUGAGGGCAGAAUUGACGAUGACAGGAAUGGUUUUGCACAGAACAGUGAUGAGUAUAAUGACCCUGAGCAGCAGCAGCGUGGCCAAUACGAUUAUUAGCCAAAUUGGGUGUUUCUGGUUUGUCCCAGUUCUCUUUUUAAAGAUUGAUCAGAAUUUUUGUUUCUUGGACAUAGAAUAUUGUUCUCUCUUAUACAGCCUAUUUAGAAAGUGUAGCUUACUACCCAUUUCCACUGUGCAGGCGGAGUACAGGUUCUCUGUCAUGUGUUAUUGAAAGUAGAAUUCUGUUUCUUUUAAAGUUUUUCUCCCCCUUCUAUACAAAAAAUAAAAAAGAAUCAAAUAGGUGAUAAAAUAUAGAAUUGCGAUUUUGGUGCUGCAAUGCAUUUGUUAUGCUUUAAAUUUCACUUCCAAUCUUAAUCAGGUAAUUGCAUUCAUUUUCUUUCUAAUAAUAUUUUGUUUUUCGUUCUUCAGUUGAAUGCUACUUUUAUGCAUGUUUUAUGUGAUUACAAAGUGAUUUUUUAUUUUUUAUUUUUAAUGCUAAGGGGAAUAGGCAUGUUGCUAGGUAAGUUCUCUUCAAGAUUAGAAGGCCUCUAUAAAAAAAACAGAUAUAGUUCUUGGGGCAAAA